AUUUGUCCCACUAGCGCACGCAUUGGUGAAGCUGAUUUGGGCUUCCGAUGCAUUUCUUCCUUUGACGCCCAAACUUUCCUUUAUUAUGGAUAACGCCUCCGAUCCGGACGUUGAUGCUCUCUUUGAAGAUGAUCCUGGCCCACUAGACGAAGUGGUAGACGACGAAGAUGCAGAAGACCUCCGAUUAGAUAGCGCCGAUACCAAGGUUUGGUUGGUCAAGGUGCCUAAGUUCCUUGCCAAUAAAUGGAAGACAGUUGAUCAAGACAAUGUCAACCUGGGCUCCGUAAGAAUCUAUAGCCAACCACCACCUGGGCGCAGCAGCACGAUCUCGCUGGUGCUUCCGGAAAGUGAAGCGGCAGAAAAUAUCCCACUUGAGUACAGUAUAUCGAUUUUACCCGGUGAAGUGCAGAACAAAUAUGUUUUUACAGAGAGUGAACAUGGAGGCAAAUCCAUCAGCGGCACUGUGCAUCACGAAUGCGCGGCCACACCGACACAAUUCGGUACCUAUAGAAACAUUAUGAGAAAGCGAGUACUGGAUGCCGGCACACCACAACGAACAGUGCAAGUUUUGGGUCACAACAAUCAGCCGGUAUUCGCUCCUGGUGCAAGCAGCAGUAUGCCUUCCAGCACCUUUUCCGAUUUCAUUACUGCCAAGAAACCCAAAACCGAAAAGGAAAAAGCGACACGUAUGCCACGAAACGAACUUAUGGAUUUACUGUUUGCGGCCUUCGACAAAUAUCCGUAUUGGUCUUUCAAGGGUAUUGUGGAGCACACCAAGCAACCGGCCCAAUAUCUCAAGGAAAUUUUAUCCGAAAUUUGCAUUCUCAACAAACGAGGUCCUUACGCGGGAAAUUAUCAAUUGAAACCUGAAUACAAACAACGACCUUCUGCAGCGGAAGCCAUGGCAAGUAAUUCGGCCGAUAAUCCAUCUUCGGAAGAUGAAGAUGAAGAAGACGAAGAAGCCAUGGAGAUGAUCCAUGUGUAGGAUUCCAGGAUUUCCUGUUUUUGUAAAAAUUUAUCACCUAUUUUUUAUUUUUAUUUUUAGCUUUCCAACUCCGUGUCCAAUAAAAUCAUUCUUCUCUUGAAUUUUGUCCACCCCUUC
Radiomyces spectabilis is the source of this 1102-nucleotide messenger RNA. RefSeq names its product transcription initiation factor IIF, beta subunit-domain-containing protein. Bases 86 to 985 code for a protein of 299 amino acids. The record is from RefSeq and is a predicted model, not a curated record. The transcript is spliced from 6 exons. Gene Ontology annotation, biological process: transcription initiation at RNA polymerase II promoter; transcription by RNA polymerase II. Lineage: Eukaryota; Fungi; Mucoromycota; Mucoromycetes; Mucorales; Radiomycetaceae. Gene Ontology annotation, cellular component: transcription factor TFIIF complex.